Rhizophagus irregularis DAOM 181602=DAOM 197198 is the source of this 3780-nucleotide messenger RNA. Lineage: Eukaryota; Fungi; Glomeromycota; Glomeromycetes; Glomerales; Glomeraceae. The record is from RefSeq and is a predicted model, not a curated record.
CUAAUGUAAUGUUAAUUCUCGAUGCAUGUCGGAUCAUCAUUGAUAAUCUACAGUUAUUAUUUUUGGUAACUACAAUUUGAUGCAGUGAUUUUUAUUGUGGUUGAUUUUUAUCUUCUAAUUAUGCUUGAACUCGGGCGCAUUCCCUAUAUAGUAAUGGAACUCAGAGCAUGUGAACAUAUCUUAAAAUGUCAAUUUUAAAUGAAGUUAAAACGAGUUUUGAUACGCUUAUCAUUAAAUGUAGUUGACGUUUUAGUAAUAUUAAAUAAAAAGGCGCUUUUAAAAAAAAAAGUCUUUUAAAUUUCGUUGAAUAAAAAAUUUCGUCUAUACGACAUGUCUCAUUCAUCAAUAAAAGUUGAUGAUAAUAUUGAUAAUAUAGACUAUUUUGUUAUUUAUAGUAGCGAAGAUAAAUCAAUUCUUGGAUGGUUAGUUAAUGAGAAUGAUAACAGACAAUCCAAAUACAGUGCGCAUUACGUUAACCAGAAAAAUGUUGAAUUACUUAAACUAUAUAAAAAUUAUUUAUUAUGCUAUUACGAGAAAAACGAUGAGUAUUGUCUCAUUGAUUUAAGCAUUGAUUUAAAUAAUGUCAAAUAUCUGUUUCGACUAAGGAAUCUAGAGCAUGAAAAUAUAUUUUCUAUUAAAAAGAAUUCGAUUGGAUUUCUUUCUAAUGGUUCUAGUGGCCCUAUUCAUUUGGUUGUAGUAUCAUUAAAUGAAGAAGCAAAAAAAGCAAAAAAUCACAAAAUUUAUUUGUAUUCUUUUGAAGAUAAGCCAGAAACAGCAAAUGGUAUUUGGAAGUGUUUUCAACAAUAUGAUAUAGAAAAUGUAAAUGAAGAUGAUUUCGUUCAUUGUUUUGUAUAUCAAACAAAGUUAUUUCUUUUUAAUGGAUUCCAAUUAAUGACUCAAUAUGAUUUAUUGAAGAUGAUGACAUGUACGAAAUGUACAUGUGAAAAUCAAUACUUCUUAUUUGAUGAUAAGUUGCGUAAUUACUAUGCAGAUAAAGAUAAACGUAGUGUUAAUAUAGUAAUAAAUAAAAGUCAAACAUUAAUUGCAUUAAAUAUUUGUGGUAAAGUUAAUAUAUUUUCAAUGAAAAACGAGGAAAAUGCAAUGGAAAAUGGGAUGGAAAAUGGAAUGUGGAUUUCUAAAUAUGUAGAAAAUAAAAAAGAUUAUAUUCCAAUGGAAUUUGUAACUUUAAAAGAUGAUUCUGAAGGAUUAAUUAUUUAUAAUAUUGAUGAUAAAGAUAAAAAAUACAUACUUUUAGAUCCCUUUCAAACUUCUGAUGAUGAUGCAAUUGAUAUUACCCAAUAUAUAAACAACGGUAAUGGUAUUAAUAAUAUUAACAUUAACAACAACCAAAAUUUUGAUAUAAAAUUUAAUAAAAAGUUGGAAAAGAAUAAUUGGAUCACAGAUAAGUUGAAAGAUCAGACAAUAUUAAACAAAGAGUUAAACAAGACAUAUCAUAGUAAUAUUUAUACUUUACCUAUUUUCAACGACAUAAAAGAUAUGCUUAAAAAUGAAAUAAAAGAAGAUAACCUAGAGGGUAAACUUCUAAAGUUUGUAAUUGAAAAUAAUUCUAAAGAUUAUAUAAUUAAAGGAUCUAAAAAAUCACAGAAUGACGAAAGUAACGAAAAUGACGAAAAUGACGGAAGGAAAACAGUACUAAAAUAUAGUUGCAAUGAUGUAAUUUCGUACAAACAAUUAAAUAAUCAGGAUCUGGCUUUAAUUACUAAGAGUGAAAUCUUAAUUUACACAAUUUACGAAAAUGAAGAUUUAGGACUUCGAUACUGUCGAUGUAAUAAAGGUAUUAAAGAUAUUGAGGAAUGUUCAUCAUUACCGCCGCCAGAUUUUAGUCACUUAUUUAAGAAUAUUGUGAAAUACCAGAAGUACAAGAAUGUAGAAUGUGAAAAAUAUGAAAGAUACUUUCUUAGUAUUAUAAAUAAUCCGGUGGAAUUUUCAAGAUUUUAUUUAGAAAUGUUAUCAAAGAUUAUUGAUGAAAAAAUUGAUGAAAGUUUUAUUGAAUUUGCCGUUAAAUCAAUUUUUGAUAAAGUUAUUAAAUUAAUUGAAGAUGAUUCAGAAAAUCCCAAUUACAUGUUUCCUUUUAUUAAUUUAAAUUUAUUUGAUUUAAGUAAUCAUUUUUAUUCUAAUUUAAUAAUGAAGUAUAUUUCAUGUAAAUCUCUCAUACUAGAUCCCACUUGUUUAUCUAUUAUAAAUUCAACUUCACCUUAUAAGGCAUAUUCAAGAGAGGUUUAUAUUAAAAAAUCGUCUUUUAUUACAAGUUUGGUGAAAGAUAUAAUUAAACCAAUUAAACAAGAAAAAACUCCAGCAAUUAGGCUUAUCAUUCCUUUUUCCGAAUUUUGUGAUGAUAAAGAUAAAAAAAGCUUUUGGAACAAAUUUUUAAAUGAAGAUAGAUCUUUUCUAUUUAGUAAUAUAGAUACCGAUAAUUUUUACAGAUGGUGGAAUUUUGCAGCCAUUAUAGAUUUUAAAUGGAGGAAUUUUGGGAAAAAAUAUUAUUUAAUAAUUUGGGUUUUUUAUGCUAUGUUUUUUCUUUUUUUUGCAUUGGCUUCUACAUUAAAAUACGAUUACAGUAAUAAUGCAUUAGACAACGAAGAUAUUUUUUUUAUAAUUUCAAUUAUACUUGGUCUUAUACAUUUAAUUUUUGAAAUUCGACAAUGUUUACCAGAUCCAAGAAAUUAUUUUUAUGACCCAUGGAAUUAUUUGGAUAUAGGAGCAUAUUCUCUACCUAUUAUCACAUCUAUAUAUUGGAUUAUUAUUAAAUAUGGGGAUAUACUAUAUCGUAUAGAUCUUGCUACAACCACUAAUUAUGAAACGACCAAAGGACUUAGAGCAAUUUCUAAUUUAUUAUUAAGUUUUAAAUUUUUGAUAUUUUUUCGAGUAUUUCAAUUAUGUGGAACUUAUUUUGCCAUAAUUAUCGGAGUUCCUAAAAAAGCUUUUCCAUUCUUAAUAGUCUUAUUUUUUCUUUUAUUUGGAUUUGCCCAUGCAUUUUUUAUUUUACAAGCAGACGAUAAUGCAAUUCCAUCUAUUCCAUCUAGUAUUUUUGAUCCUAGUGAUUAUAAACCUAAUAAUAUAGAUAGUCCAUGGAAUAAAACCACCGUAUAUCAUGUUUUUUUAAAUGGUACUAUAUAUCAGAAUGUUACAUUUAUUGAAGACCCUAAUUCAAAAAAAAAUCUGUUUGAUGGUUUUAUUAGGUCACUUUUAUCGGUGUAUUUACUGCUUAUAGGCAAUCCUGAAGCUUUUUCGGCAGACACUUAUUAUGAUUCUACUCUAGUAACAAUUUUAUUAGUUUUAUUUACAUUUCUUAUAAUUUAUCUUAUGAACUUAUUUAUUGGAUUGCUUAAUCUAGCAAUUAAUGAAUACAAUAAAUAUGAAGAAUUUUUUCUUCUAAAAGCAAUGAUUAUUAGGGAAAUUGAAUUAUAUUAUUUGCCAGCUUGUCUAAAAAAAAAAUGGAAUCCAUAUUGGAUUUAUUAUGAUAUUCCUGUUAAAGAUAUUCGUGAAUUAAUUCAUGCAAUUGAUAAUAAAAAAACUUAUUUCAUUUAUCAUCCUAUAUAUAUCAGUAAAAGAUUAAGAAAUUUAUUAGAUAUUCCAGAACCAAAAGAUCUAAAUGAAGAAGUUAAAGUACUUCAACAACAAAUAAUUGAGUUAAAAAAACAAAAUCAAAAACUUAAAGAUUUAAAAGAAUAAAAAAAUACAAAAUAAAAAAUUGAUAAUGAAAUAAAAGAUUCUUAAUAAAAUAGAAUAAUGUAGUUUACAUAAAAUAAAUGAUUUUUU